Molecule: messenger RNA, 756 nt
Organism: Linum tenue
Lineage: Eukaryota; Viridiplantae; Streptophyta; Magnoliopsida; Malpighiales; Linaceae
Source: the annotation of a GenBank genome assembly
GGGCAAGGCGACAGGAAGGGAAAGGCAAAGAGAACGAAUCCAAUUUCAUUGAUAUCGGAAAACAAACAGCGAGCGAGGGAGGAAGGAAAGAAGGAAGAAGAUGACGGUGAAGAUCGUAGACGCAAGCUUGUCGAGCUUCGAUCAAGUAUUCAGCAAGUUCAAAGCAGAUGCCCCCAAUUUCAACUCCAAUUUCAUCCUCUUCCUUGCCGACAAUGAACCUUCCACCAACCUCAGCUGGUGCCCCGACUGCGUGAGGGCUGAGCCGGUGAUAUACAAGAAGCUUGAAGAAUCGGAAGCUAAUGUCGCUCUCCUUCGAGCUUAUGUUGGUGACAGACCCACUUGGAGGAACCCCGCCCAUCCUUGGAGAACUGAUUCCAACUUCAAGCUCACUGGAGUCCCAACCCUUGUUCGCUGGGAGAAGGACGCCAUUACGGGGCGGGUUGAGGAUCAUGAAGCUCACCUGCCCACCAAAAUUGAUGCCCUUCUCGCUUCUGCCAAGUAGAAUAAAACCCGCAUUGUUAAUCAGCUUUGUAACUGGCAUCAGGUGUUUGUUUAGCUGCUACUGCCACUGCUGCUGCUUUACUUUUCUUGCUUAAUAACGGGGUUUGGGCUCACACUCCUAAUAAUGAAGUUGCUUGCUGCUAGUUGUUAUGAUUAAACAAGCAAGCAAGCUACACAUGCAAGUUUUUUCUUGUUUCACAAUUCACUCACUGUUUUGGGUGCCCUGUAACUUGCGGGGAAGCCAAAGUUGAAGGU